AUGAAACCUUGCCCGUUGUGCAAAGUCAGCUCACAGUAUAGAUCCCAGCAUCUCAGGGAUGUGCACCGUGUGGACGAUCACACAGAGCGCAGGCUCCUGCUGGGAAUGGCUUCUGGAAGAUACGCAGGCCCACUAGGCUGCCCAGCCAGACCGUGCCACGGACGAAAAUACAUCCGUCUCGACCAGCAUUUAACGUCUGUUCACAAUAUGACGAAAGAGGACAUCAAAUUGAUCCUGGAGGAGUCGAGAAGGAAAGAAAUAGCUUCACAGCUGUCUGCCGUAAGGGAAAAAAAACAACAAGCAGGUUCAGCCAGCCAGCGCCCCGCCCCAAAGAAGCACAAAAAAGACUUUGAGUACCUGAUAGCGAUGUUCAAAAAACGUAACUUCAAGAGGGAUAAACGCCAACUUAGGAGUACUGUGAAAAACAUCAGGCGUUUUGUACGACACAUGUGGGGUGUGGGGAGCGCCCCGCCAUCCCACCUCAUGUUUUUAUCAAAGACGGGGAAGAUCAUGAGGUGGAUAGCGAAGCAGAAAAUUAAGAGGCUGGCUCAAACGAGGGGGUACCUGGUGGACAUCUUGAGAUUCUUGGGUUUCCUGAGGAGGCAGGGCUUCUCACAGGUCCGUCUGUCUGCAGCAAAGAUGGUGACCCUAAACAGGGUGCUGAAACAGGAGCUCUCCACCCUCCCACAGCAGCCCGGGACACACCACUUGGCGGAUGGACCCCCACCCCACUAGCAGCCACCCCCCACUACUUCAGAGUCGCCAACAACACCCCUUCCUGCUGGGUCACCUGUGCCACCUCCGCAACCCCAGACACACCCGCCAGUCCUGAAUGAGGUCAGCCAAAUGCAGCAUACACCAGUUCCUGACGACCAGCUCUCCACCAUCCCAAAGCAAACCGGGACACACCACCUGGCGGAGGUUCAAUCAAAUGAGUUUGCCGGCGGACCCUCCACCACACCGGCCUCGGAGGAUAGCACAGACGACGACUCGGACGACAGCUCUUCGUGGACGCCGGAGGGUGAUGACCAGUCGGACUACAGCGCGUCUGAGACGUCCGAUACCGAUGAACAGUCCGAGGAAAGCACGUCUGAGGGCCGCAGCAGUUCAGCUGAGGAGGGAACAGAUCAGGACGCCCAACAAGCGCUUCAGAGUGGCGUUGCCAUGGAUUCUACAGAGACUGGUUCACCUCCUGACACACUCAUCAUAUCAGAGGACUGGCCAUUCUUACCACCUGUAGUCAUUCAGCGUAUUAUUGAAGAGACGCUGAGUAUGGACAUGGCGAUGCUUGGCGUGUUCAACAGAGUUUCGAAAACAUUCCAGGAACUCGCAAAGCCAUUCUGCCCCUCCAUUUAUAUUAACGAUAGUUUGGCGGGGGACCUCAACUUUCAGAAACACAGUCUGAUACAUAUAAGUGUUGGAAAAAUAUAUAAGACUGCAGGCAGUUCCAGUGGCCUUGCACUACGCCUCAAAUCCCUUUCCAACAGAAGGAAUUGGCUGAGCGCACGCCUGGUGAUGAGGCACGUGGCUCAUAGCAGGUAUCGCAUUGAAGAUGUCUCCCUAGCCUAGUGUUGUUAAGAUCUGACAGACUGUAACCAAACUAAACACUCCUGAUUGUUUGUGUGCUGUGUUUGAUUUUUAAAUGAAUGGAUUUUUUUUUAAUGGAGCG
Messenger RNA from Perca fluviatilis (European perch), 1669 nucleotides. RefSeq lists its product as uncharacterized. The record is from RefSeq and is a predicted model, not a curated record. The coding region runs from base 1 to 735 and encodes 244 amino acids. Lineage: Eukaryota; Metazoa; Chordata; Actinopteri; Perciformes; Percidae. The transcript is spliced from 7 exons.